Molecule: messenger RNA, 726 nt
Organism: Cladocopium goreaui
Lineage: Eukaryota; Dinophyceae; Suessiales; Symbiodiniaceae
Source: the annotation of a GenBank genome assembly
AUGAUUUGUGUCGCUGACCAUCGACUGCACUUCUUGAAUGGUAGCAGUGUUGCUCGGACUGUCAAUGAGAAAAAACAGGUUUGGGAGUCGAGCACUGCCUUCAUCGACGCCUACAGAGUUGGACAGUUGGAGGCGAAGUCAGCCGUGAAUUUGCUGAACCACAUUCCCCACCAGGUUGUGCAGAAGUUGGCAGCUUUGGUCAGGACUUUUUCCAUGCAGAAGUUCAUCAGCCACGAGCCCAUUGCGAACUGCAUUUUUAACUUGGGUCACGCGACGAGCUCAUCUAGCUUGGAAGUCUGGGAGCCAUUUCUGGCCAACACGACGGAGAGCUUGCUCCUGCUUGCGGAGAGGAUGGAGGGUGACUACAUGGCGCUCGCCCCCAAGAUGCGGAAGUGUUACAAGCAGAGCGACAUUGAACUCUUGCAGCGCAGCUGCUGCCUGUACUUGGAAUGCGAGCGGGCCUACACGACGAGAGUUCCCAAUUCUUUUGCAGCGUCGGAGCUGCCCAAGAUCAAGAAAUCGUCACUUGACGGGCGGUUGUUGAUGAUGUUGCUGGCGGUGUAUGUUGAUCCUGUUUUUUGGUUACUGUGCAGGUUUUUGCUGCGACACUUGGACCCAGACUUGACGGCAUGUUUGGAACGCACAGUUCCUCCAGUCAACUUGGAAUCUAUCACGGCAUUCAAGAUCAGUCUGGCAAAACAUGCGAAACAGGCAGGGGCAAAGUAA